This is a messenger RNA of Porites evermanni, 2032 nucleotides long. Lineage: Eukaryota; Metazoa; Cnidaria; Anthozoa; Scleractinia; Poritidae. The record is from the annotation of a GenBank genome assembly.
GUCCUGGGUACGACGACUUCAACAUGGCGGCAGGGGCAGGUAUUUUUUCCAUUUCUUAAUGUUUUUAACCCUGUUUCCGUUUUCCGUUCCUCCAUGAUCGAGCCAGCCCAACGGCAAGGAAAAAAACAAAACGCUCGAACUCACAUUUUACGUUAGUUUUAGGUAUAUAUUAUUAACUAGUUGUAGCUUUCGCUAAGUGCCAACGAUACAUUUUAGUCCCAAUGUUUAUAAAAUCAUUUUACCUGCUGAGGCGAGAAUUUCGACUACAAUCACUCCUCGUUCCUACAUUUCUGCCAUGAUCUUGGUCUUAAACUCGCUCUUAUUCUUCUGCUUAGACAUUUUUGAACCUUAAACUUGUCGGGUUUCAAACAGCGAAAGGGAAAUAACAUUUAUAGUUUAGUGCGAACAUGAAAUAGCAAGUUGUAGUUCGUACAAGUACAGUAGUGUGGCAGAGAACAAUGUCCGAACUUUGAAGAUUCGUUUGUUUUCAACAAAGGACAUCAAAAGUCAAGUGAAACUACAUGUGAAAUCUAACGCCACUAAAAUCCCCAGGGAAUCUACUCCUACUUUUCACAGCACGAUCGAGAAUUCAUUAAGCUGGCCGCCUCGCAAGCCGACCGUAUUCACUCGGCUUGCUCGUUGGCAAUUAAUCUUGGGGUACAGUUGCAAGAGGCGCAACGCCGUGUGCGAUUGCAGACUGGAAGACUGUAGUAACAUGCCCUCAAAACUAUCCUUGUCCCUAAAUUUCAAGUCUUCUCAAAAUCUUGGGACAGCAGUUUUUAAAGCUUCCGUUCAAUCUAGGCUGACUCUUCUCAUGCAAUUUUCGUCAUCACUCUGAUCGAGUACACCUGAGGAGGCGGUAUCCAAGAUAAUCACUUGAGGUGGUCCCCCACCGCCCCACUUGUAGUGUAACGUCUGCAAUGUUGAAUUUAAAUGUACAUACAUUCAUCUGCAUUACUAACGAUGAUGAUGAUUAAAUUGCAGGUGCUAUAUUUGUAACAUUGGCAAUAUUUUCUGGGCGCCGAGAUCCAGAAUGGUCAAUUUCUUCCAGCCAUCUAAAAUAUGCAGAAAUUAAGCAACUUUUGGAUAAUGCCAGAACUGCUGGCUUCACCUAUGACCCUAUCCGAAUGCCACCACGACUCGGGUACAAGGGAUUUGUAGUGAAGGCCUCAAACAUAAAUAAAAGGGAAUUAAUUGUGGGUCCUAACACAGUGAAACUGCAGCAAUUACUGCUGGAGACGGCACCAGGUGACGUGCUGCCCCAAGGACUCAAAGAUGAAGUUUUGGCUGAAAUCAAUUCAGGAAAUGUCAGGCCAGGAGAUCCUUAACUUGAGGAUAUUCAUUUAGUGAAUGGGUUCAGAUAGAACAAUACCACUGGGUCACUUAUCUAUUACAACUCAUUUGCAGAUCAUCACUUUUUCAAUAAUUCAUAGAACCUUUAUUGCAAUAGUUUAAAAUACAGUAAAGUCAAUGUUAUAGUAAGUUUAAAGUAGAAACCGUUGCAAUAACAGAAAUAGCUAAAAAAUAUAGAUAUUGUUAAUUGAUUUUUUUUUAUGAAGGAGAACAAGAACAUCAAUUAGUACGUAACUGCAUAUUAAAUAAAGUUAAGACAAAAUGUCUGUUGUGAGACAAUGUCAUGUCUGCAUAGGUUCUCCAGGGUCUGUAGGCUAACUUGCUGAGGAAACUAGUGGCAAACUUUGAGCCACUAGUUUAAGCUAAGUUAUAGGUACAAAAUGCUUCAAUAUGAACUAUAGACUACCUUCAAAGAGUAACUCAUAAAGGAUGUAGAAAAAUUUGGGUUACUUUACUUUAAACUUAAAAUUUAGCUGAACUCCAACUUUGCAACUGUCUGUUCUUAAAACUAAUGCAUAGCUUUUUUGUUAGGCAUUAUUAUUGCUAUUAAAAUUUGGUAUCUUAAAAACUUAAUUUAUUUGCAAUGUAAAAUCAAACUCCUUGCAUUAUAUUACUCUUUAAUUCUGGAUAGAAAUCUAGCUGUGAUCUUGGAGAGAUGCAAGCCCAUUAGAGAGCAAUA